Molecule: messenger RNA, 1239 nt
Organism: Rotaria sp. Silwood1
Lineage: Eukaryota; Metazoa; Rotifera; Eurotatoria; Philodinida; Philodinidae
Source: the annotation of a GenBank genome assembly
AUGUUUUUCAUAUCAAUUAUCUUUCUAACUAUUAUCACUUUUUCAAUACAAUCAGGUCAACCAUCAUUAAAACUAACAUUUAUUCCUGAUGAAAAAUAUUAUACAAGUGAUCAUCAAGUUGAUAUUCUGUGUGAAGUACUUAAUCCAAGUGAUGAUACAGAAGCACCACAGUUAUGGCAUAUUGAUUUAAAAAAUGGUAGACGUACACCAAUAAUUCGUUUAUUUAUAAAUACACCACCAGAUGAUGCACCGGAUUCAUUCAGACGAAAUUCUAAUAAACGUAUAGAAUUUAUUAAAAAGAAUCAUUUACGUAUAAAAAAUUUACAAUUAGAAGAUUCAGCCCGAUAUGACUGUAAUUGUCCUAAUUGUGAACAACGGUUCGCAGGACAGAGAAGAUUUUUACAAGUUAUGAGAUUAGCUGAACCUAGAUGGCAUAUUGAAUCUGGUUGGCCAAUACAAGAAAAUGCUAAAACAACAAUAAAAUGUACAGUUGAUGAUUUUUAUCCAUAUGUUAGUCAUAAAAUAAUUCUGAACCAUCAGGAAAUAACUGAUGAAGGUAGAAGUGUACCAACAAAUCCUAAGAAGUUUUCACAAAAGUUUUCUUGGGAAGCAACUGUUAUACCCACAGCUGAUUGGCAUAAUCAAACAUUACAAUGUACAGUUACUCAAGGCAAUACAGAACACCAUGCACUUAAAGUUCUUGAUGUUUUAUUUACACCACGCUUUCUUAAAUGUGAUGAAGAACAAUAUGUUAAUUCAACAAAAGAAAAUGCAACAAUUGAAUGUUCAUAUUCAGGAAAUCCAGCACCUACAUUAACAUGGUUUCAUCAAACAGAUGAAAAACCUAUUAAAUCUGAAACAGGUAUUACUAUUGAAACAAAAGAUGAACAUCAUGGUAAAUAUAAAAGUAUUGUUACAUUUGAUCGUGAGAAACUAAUUGCUAUGUCAUUAACGACAACAACACUGACAACAUCUUCUAAUGGAAAAUCUGAUAUAACAAUUAAACCAAAAGCUACAGGAGAUAAUUAUUAUCAACAAUUACUAAAUGAUGGAUUUAUUGUUAAAUUAACAUAUAAUAAUGAAGAAAAAGGUUUACAUAAAAUAAAUAUAGUUAGUGAUGUAGAUGAAGUGCGAUCAAAUACAGUUGAUAGUUCAUCAAUUAAAACGAUACAAAAUCUAUCAACAUCUCUUAUGUUAUUAUCAUUUUUAACUGUUCUCUAUAUGAUACAACAUCUUUGA